Molecule: messenger RNA, 1229 nt
Organism: Oenanthe melanoleuca
Lineage: Eukaryota; Metazoa; Chordata; Aves; Passeriformes; Muscicapidae
Gene: ARHGDIG
Product: Rho GDP dissociation inhibitor gamma
Exons: 6
Coding region: 217-900 (227 amino acids)
Biological process (GO): Rho protein signal transduction
Cellular component (GO): cytosol; membrane; cytoplasm
Molecular function (GO): Rho GDP-dissociation inhibitor activity; protein binding
Source: RefSeq, a predicted model, not a curated record
GCGGAGCCGCCGCGUCUGCGGGAGCCGCCGCCGCCCCGCCGGGCCGCGCCGGGCAGCGCCGGGGAGCGCAGCGGGGAGCGCGGGGGAGCAGCGGCACCGCCGAGAGCGGCGGCAGCGGGCGGGAGGAGCCGCCGGCACCGGCAGAGCCGCGCCCCGGGCCCCGCCAGCGGCCGCCCCGCCCGGCCCCGGGGGCGGCGGGCCCGGCACGGCCCGGCCAUGCUCGGCCUGGAUGUGUGCGAGGCCGGCGGGCAGCUCCUGGAGCUGCUCUGGCUGGCGCUGUGCUACCGAGACAUCAUGGCUGACAAGGAGGGGGUGACGCUAUCGCUGGAGGAGGAGGAGGAGGAUGCCGACGUGGCCCUGGCGUACAAGACGCCGGAGAAGAAGAGCCUGCAGGAGAUCCAGGAGCUGGACCCGGGGGAUGAGAGCCUGCGGAAGUACAAGCAGGCGCUGCUGGGUGCCAUCCCCGCUGCCGUGGAUGCCAGCGUGCCCAACGUGCAGGUGACAAAGCUGACACUGAUGUGCGAGCAGGCGCCGGGGCCCAUCACCAUGGACCUGACAGGAGACCUGGAGGAGCUGAGAGGCCGGGCCUUUGUGCUGAAGGAAGGGGUGGACUACAGGGUGAAGGUGUCCUUCAAGGUGAACCGGGAGAUCGUCUGCGGGCUGCGGUGCCUGCACCUCACCUACCGCCGGGGCCGGCCCGUGGAUCGCGACGUGUUCAUGGUGGGCAGCUACGCGCCGCGGGCCGAGGAGUACGAGGUGGUGACGCCGGCGGAGGAGGCGCCGCGGGGAUGGCUGGCGCGGGGCUCCUACCGCGUCCGCUCGCUCGUCACCGACGAUGACAAGUCGGAGCACCUCUCCUGGGAGUGGGGCCUGUGCAUAAAGAAGGCUUGGGAGGACUGACCCCACCCGCACCCCGCUCCCCCCGCCAGCUCGGGGACGAGGUGCCGCCAUCCCGGGGACCCUCGGCGGCACCGCCGCGCUUGCCCCAGUCGCGUCAAGGGUUGAGGGGGAUCCCUUAGCGAGUGAGAGCCCGUGGUCGUGGUCUUCGCAACCAAAGUUAUUUUUAAUUGCUCUUUUUUUUUUAAAUAUCGACGCCCGCCUGGUCCUCACGGCGUCCCUGUCGCUGGGGCCGGGGCUGUGACCCUGCCGUGGCGGUGCCGUGCCCGGUUCCCGCCCGGUCGCAGGCUGUGCUCUUCCAUCGCCAUUAAACCCUACAGACUGGUCUCUUA